AUGACCAACUUGUGAAAAUAUUACAAGAUGCUCGAAUUUGAGGGUGAGAAGGUGUUGGGCAAGAUGACUGCGGAGAAUUUAAGGAUGUAUUACAAAUUUCGUACGGAGCUAUUAAAGAUGGAAGCCAGCUCUCGCGAGUUCCGGGAGCAGAAUGAAAAGGAUGACCUGAGGUGGGAGCAGGAUAAGAAGGACGCAUUGAGCUGUUGCAGAACAGACCCGACCCCCUUCUCACUUCAGGACGCGGUUGAGGAGGAGGGGGAGGAGGAGGAGGUGACAGAAUUCACAAAAUCAGACAAAGAGGAGAUGGAGACGGAGGACAGGUUGUUUUCUGGAAAACGUAAAGGCUGGGAAUCCGCAUGGGGAUGCUGUGGUGAAUUUGAAGACAGUACCGCAGUGAGUCCUAUGCACUUUACACAUUGCACGCCGGGACUGAUCCCGUACGCCGCUCGCUCUGUGAGCACCUUGCAGAUCUACUCCUUAAAGAUUGUUGGAACAGAUGGAAAGUUGAAGUUACCACUCCAUGUGUAUGGUCUUGUUGCUGCCCGGGACACCAUGGACUACAACCGCAACAUUCUCUUCUUUAGGCGAAGGGAAGACUGUCAAAAACUCACUCCAGAGGAUCCAUUUUUGCACUUGACUGGCCCGUCCCAUGCCAUCGUGGCUGUGGACCAUGUUGACUUCGAAGUCCAACUGAAAGUAAAGGGUGCAACAAGGUCCAGCGACAGAGCAUUGAUCAGUCGUUGCUGCACUUAUGCUGGUGGUUAUCAUGAAGGUUUAGAUACCGCUCUCUUCAGCAACUGCUUUUGCACGGUAGAGUUAAGCUUGGAGCGACUCGCAAAGACAGUCCAGGCUACCAUCUUAAGUAUCCGUGUUGUUGAAGGCGGACCUUGGCCUUUUGAAUAUGGUGGUCGGAUUGUGUGCUCCUCACCACCACAGGAAGUUAUGGACUCCCUGGCCAGGCAAGUUGUGUUGGUUGAUUCUCGUUCUUCUGAUGGUGGAGAAAUGCCAAUGGGCACAGGUGGCUACCUUGAUCUGUCAAGGCAUGUUGUUUCUGUAGAACUGGAAGAAAGCCUGCAAUUUGUUAUACAAGCCUACUCGCAGUCUGGUGAUGCUAUUGCUAGACAAGGUCGUGUCAAGUUCAGGGCCGAAUAUUGCAACGUAAGUCGAGGUAUAUGUGAGAUUGGUGACUCUAAGGUGGAGAUUACUGUUGCUUGGUCCAAACUUGUUACCAAAAGGAUGGAUAUCCUCUUAGAAGGACAUGUUUGAUGGUUCUUGUGCGUUGGAGGUUAUGGACUACAGAACCCGUUACCCAAAUUUAUCUGUUUGUCCCUUGCAUGUGGUUUGCGAAACUGCAGAACUAUUUGUGUAUUGAUAUGUCCAACUAUCUGUGUAUCUGACUAUCUGUG
This is a messenger RNA of Triticum dicoccoides, 1406 nucleotides long. RefSeq lists its product as uncharacterized. The record is from RefSeq and is a predicted model, not a curated record. Lineage: Eukaryota; Viridiplantae; Streptophyta; Magnoliopsida; Poales; Poaceae. The transcript is spliced from 4 exons. Bases 28 to 1266 code for a protein of 412 amino acids.